AUGGCUUCUGUGAUUGGACAUCAGGAAGAAAUUUUUACCUCUGAGGGUGGUGAGGCAGUGGCACGGGUUGCCCAGGGAGGCUGCGGAUGCCCCAUCAUUCGUGCUCAAAGCCAGCUUGAAUGGGGCCCUGAGCAUCCUGGUCUGGUGGAAGGAGUCCCUACACCUGCCAGCCUGACUUCUCCGACCCUGAGCAGCGCUGCGCUCGAAUUCAUUUCUCAGCGCAAGUUCAUCGGCGUAGCAAAGGGCAAACGGCAGCGCCACAGGAAAAUACCGAGGUGCCGCCUGCACCUUCGACACCGACUUCACGAUCCCUUCAGCAUUCGGGAUCCUGGAGCUCCAUCUACUGGUGCCGCGGGACCGGCCGCGGAGGAGGGGGCGGCCGGGACGAGGGGGCCCUGCCCGGGACGAGGAGGCCCUGCCCGGGACACGCUUGGGAUGAGGAGACGCCCCCCCGGGACAUUCCAAGAGUCAGUUUAUCAGCCCUGGCAGUGGAAAUUGACGACCUCUCACACCCCACUUCGAGUGAGGUGUUCACCAAUUUACCCCAGGAGAUUGAGAGAGAGCUAUCAAGAGAUAUUUGAGAUCGUGAUGAAAGCAGCAGAGGGAGCCAGCUGCCUUGCUUUGGAUGUACCAGCGCUGCUGAUGCCCUGCAACUAGCCCAGCACCGAACCUCCACCUGCUUUAGCCCGGGACAGUGACUCUCCUGUUCCCACAGGUUGUAUCAUUCUACAGGAAAUAUUUGGAAAAGUUGAGCUUUGCUGCAUCAUUAAAGUUUACUGACCCAUUCAGGCUGUACCAUCACCUCUGGCAGUGAGCAGCAUCUAAACGCUUCCCAGGAACCUGAGAAAACACCCCUGCAAUUGCAAAAUAUAACUGAGCGAGAAAUAAAAAACAUCUCCAUCUC
This is a messenger RNA of Hirundo rustica (Barn swallow), 904 nucleotides long. RefSeq lists its product as uncharacterized. The transcript is spliced from 6 exons. The record is from RefSeq and is a predicted model, not a curated record. The coding region runs from base 1 to 657 and encodes 218 amino acids. NCBI's taxonomy places the organism in Eukaryota, Metazoa, Chordata, Aves, Passeriformes, Hirundinidae.